AUGAACCGGCACCACCACGAUGUCCACCAGAAUCCCUCCACUUCCACCCUCAGCAGUCCAAGCAGCAGCAGUAACAGCAACAAUAACAGCACAAAGGCGAAGCUCCUGCUGUCCAAAAUCAACAAGCUCGUACGGCCGUCGGAAAACAACAACAACGGUAUCUUCGGCCUCAGGUCGCCCAGGAGCACGACGACGACGACUCCCACGUCGGGCAGCACGGUGACAGAUCUGUUCAGGGUCGUGCAUGAACCCGACAGGAUGCCGCUGUACUCACCGCCGAUGCCUAUGAACCCACGCACGGAGCGUGAGUGCGAGGAGGCGCUUAAAGAGAUGUUUGCGCAGGCGAGGGUGGGGAAGAUGGCGGAGAGGCAGGGGUCGAGCCAGGAGGAGCAGGCGAGGACGAUGAGUCUGACUAUCCCUGAUUCGAGGUAUGAUGAGUUUGUCGGCCGUCAAGAAUCUCGAAGCGAUCCACCACAAGACCGUGGAGGUGCUUCCAUGAGCAAGAACCACCGACGACUGCCGUUCAUUGUUGUUCCCCAAGACGGCAUGGCCACCUCCUCUCACUCCGAACAACCAAGCGUACAGACCCCUCCUGUUUACAGAAGACCAGAAGUGGUGCGGCUGGAGUCCAUCCCAGGCAGUCCCAUGACGCCCGUGACCGCCGUCUUCACGCCGACAAUGACAACGACGCCCUUAGCUGUCGGGCUUUCUCAGCGCCCCAUGACGCCCAGCACACCACGGUCGACCGACAGCCGCGGCGUGCAGAGUGUCAUCAGCGGGGAAUCGGCACGAGCCCCACGUCUUCUGUCGCAGAGGGCGCUGAUAGCGCUGGACCCUAAGGACAGAGGCAAGCAGGGUACGAACAUGCACAGCACGCUGAGUCCACUGUCGUGGUCGCCUGUUUCGAUGGAAGCUCCAACCAGCAGGCCGCCAGGGUGGAAGAAUACCGCUGUGGCGGAGGAGUUGUUAAAGACGCCGCCUCGGCCGCGGCAGGAUGAUGCCGAUGCGUGGGCUACGAAGACGAGGAGUAGCGUAACGGCCGACGAUUGGGCGAGUACCGACAGUGACGACGAUGUAGCCGGAACAUCGACUCUGUUGCUGAGAGAGAUUGGCCAGGCUCACAAGACGAAGAGUGUCGAAAACACAACCGCUCAGGCGCCGAGAACGCCACCGAACAAGAGAUGUCUGAUGUGCCCAGAGCCCUGUAGGCCAAAUGCCAGACUGUGCGACAAAUGUCGGGAGGAAUAUGAGCAAAGGGACUCCGACAUGGAGGACUCAGACUCAGCUUAUGAAGACAUCGUAGUCAGAACGCCGAGUCUCUCCCCGCCGACCAUUUCACCACGGAAGGCCAAGCGCUUUGCCAUGAACAACAACACCCCGACGAGGUUGUCUCCGCACGAUCCUGUCAUGUCCUUUCCUCGAACCAUCUCAUGGCUAAAGGCACCUCCCUUCCCGAGAGACAGCUCGACCCCGCAGACGCCCGUCCAGGGACCAUAUAGAUUCAGCUCGCGGUCGCUCAGCAUCUCACCCACGCCAUACAUCGCACAACAGCUCGAGGUGUUCCCGUCACCACCCCUACGCAGGGUGUCCAUCUCGUCGCCGGCUUCGCAGGUCGAGGCGUCCGAGUCUGCUCUGUACCAUCUUGGCCGGCGUAUGCUCAGCGAUGGGGGCAACGAGGUCAUUCGUGUUGGCAGGGUGCGUUCUGGCGAGGGGCAGAUGGUCCUCUGUCCGAAUGAUGACGAUGAUGAAAAUGGCGACACGAUGAAGAUGUUGGCCGACGAGGGUGAGGGGUCCGAGAAGCGGGCUGGGUGGAGGAAGCACGAGGCUGGCGGAAGCUAUGGAGAUUGGUUCAGCUAUUAUGCCGAGAAGGAGGGGAAGGGCGUUGCCAGCCUUGAACAAAGGACGUCGAUGGGCUCGAGUGUCUAUGACCGAAUUGUAUCGAUAUAUGACUUGUACGCCGAGUUGUCUGAGGAGUACGAUCAUGUCGACAUGUUUUGA
This is a messenger RNA of Cryphonectria parasitica EP155, 1998 nucleotides long. RefSeq lists its product as uncharacterized. Bases 1 to 1998 code for a protein of 665 amino acids. The record is from RefSeq and is a predicted model, not a curated record. The transcript is spliced from 2 exons. NCBI's taxonomy places the organism in Eukaryota, Fungi, Ascomycota, Sordariomycetes, Diaporthales, Cryphonectriaceae.